AUGGCGACCAGCGUCGUCCCAACCUCGGACAGCAUUGUUCCCAGAAUUGUCACUAUCGUUGACGACCAUGAUUUAACUCUUCGCGUUACUCAGUACACUAUGCCGUUGAAGGCCAGCGAAGAUGGCCGAGACAAGAUCAAGGCUAUAGUUGACUUCGAGGUCACUCGCCAACAUCUAAUCGACAACUCCGAGUCCGACUUCAUCCAGCAUCUUCUGACCACUCGCAAUUUCGCCGAGGCUGGCAAGAAGACCAUCGACUUGUACGAACAGAAUCCUCUUGCAGUCGAAGUCAUCCUCUGCGCAAUCUACCACAAAGACGAAACCUGGAGAUCGUCUAGUCUGGGUCAAGAGGUUACCACACGCACCCUAAACCUUCACUGGGAGAACUUGUGGGAAGUCGUGAUCUCCAAUCGUUUUCUCAUGAUCGAGUUCUUCAACCUUGACACUUGGUUCGGCCUCUGGUAUGAGAAGAACGGCGACGAACAUGACUCAGAGCUGUUGUAUCCGUGCUUCCAGUUCAACCAUGCCGAUGGCUUUCUCUGCAUCACCAAGAACCUAGUAUACAACCAAGCCCACAUCGAGGAGUACAGACGCGAAAAGUAUCCUGACUUGCACGUUCCGCCUCGCGUAAUCACUCGUGGCCAUCUCAGAGUCCUUCUUGCUAGAUGGCUCUGGAAACCAUUAGAUCUCAUGAUGAUGGCCGAGUGUGACUGUAAGGAGGAAACUGUCUACCAGUACCUCCGCGCUCUGGCAAAGACCAGAGGAUAUCCUAUUGACCAGCAGGGUCGUAAAUCAGUCGAUGACAUUUGUCAGAGUCUUGGAAAAUUCGAUCUAUCCGAUACUCGUGGCGACUGUCUAAUGUGCAACAACAACUGGAAUGGUAUCGUGACAAGCGCUGUUCGUGAGGUCAAGAAGCACUUCGACGGUAUGUGCAUUGAUUGUAUGGAUGCGACGCAGCCCAAGUUCCUGAAUGAGCACAUGGACUACUGGUCUCACGCAGAAUCCAAGCAGUGGGACCAGAAAUGUCGUGUCUCGCAUGGCCAGGCUACAUGGUAUUCCUCCUUCAUGGGUCGUGCAGAUACCAGAGACUGGUUGCUGAAGCGUGUCAGAACUAGAAAGCGCUCCUACUCGUCAGUCUAG
Aureobasidium musti is the source of this 1140-nucleotide messenger RNA. Lineage: Eukaryota; Fungi; Ascomycota; Dothideomycetes; Dothideales; Saccotheciaceae. The record is from the annotation of a GenBank genome assembly.